Messenger RNA from Xiphophorus hellerii (green swordtail), 924 nucleotides. Its product is annotated as plexin domain-containing protein 2-like. NCBI's taxonomy places the organism in Eukaryota, Metazoa, Chordata, Actinopteri, Cyprinodontiformes, Poeciliidae. The record is from RefSeq and is a predicted model, not a curated record.
AUGGAUGUUUAUCACAUGGCACCUGCUGGGGAACUGUUUAUGUCCCAGAGCGUGAUGGAGGGAAUUGGACUUGCAAUGCGUAUGUCAUGUCUCAGUCAGACUGGCGAUUGUGUAAUGGAUGUUGACCAUGUCUACUACACGUCUAAACUCUACGGUCCUGGAGAUGCGCUAAGCCAAUACCUUUGGGUGAAUGUCGGUCAGACAGACGGGGAAAAGUGGAGAGUCCUCCAGUUUCUGUCCAGCUCACACAGACAAGCAGAGAGAGUGAAUCUUUCAUUCAUCUUUCCUUUUUAUGGUCACCCACUGAAAGAAAUCACAGUUGCCACUGGAGGUUUCAUUUAUACUGGAGCUGUAAUCCAUCAGAUGCUCACAGCCACUCAGUACAUUGCUCCCUUGAUGGCCAACUUUGACCCCAGCUUGUCCAAAAACUCCACUGUGUUAUAUUAUGACAAUGGAACUGCGCUGGUCGUUCAGUGGAACCGAGUCCACCUCCAGGGCAUCAGUCUAGGAACUUUCACCUUCCAGGCCACUUUGCACAGUGAUGGACGGAUUGUUUUUGCCUACAAAGAGAUUCCUGUCGCCGUCAAUGACAUCAGUUCUGAGAACCAUCCUGUGAAAGUGGGCUUGUCGGAUGCGUUCGUGGUGCUUCAUAACAUAGAACAGAUUCAUAAUGUUCGUCGGAGAACCAUCUACGAGUAUCAUAGAAUAAACAUUCCAAAGUCGAAUAUCUCCAACUCUACCGCAGUGGAACUGCUCCCUCUCCCAACAUGUCUGCAGUUCUCCAGCUGCAGCCCAUGUGUCACCUCUCAGAUUGGGUUUGACUGCAGCUGGUGUAGUCGACUACAGAGAUGUUCCAGUGGCUUUGACAGAAAUCGUCAGGAAUGGGUUGACCUCGGCUGCUGUAAAGAAAAUAAUUAUUUUUAA